Messenger RNA from Blepharisma stoltei, 1758 nucleotides. The record is from the annotation of a GenBank genome assembly. Lineage: Eukaryota; Ciliophora; Heterotrichea; Heterotrichida; Blepharismidae.
AUGGCAUUUUCUAAAGCCCAUCCUCAGAUAAAGUAUUUUUCGUCCCUACAAAAAGAAGGAAACAUUUCAGCUAAAGCAUCAAAGCUCACAAUAGAUGUUCCAGAAAACGAAGAAGAUAUAUUAUCAUCUGAGAUUUUAUCUAUAAAUAAGAAUUCUCCUUCUCAUUCAAGAGACACCUUUAAAGCAAUAAAGAUACAAUCUAAUUCAGGAACUCCAAAAAAUUCCACUCCCAUAUCAAAGCAGUAUAAGCCUAACUCCCCCCCCCCCUCCGUGAGCGAACAAAACCAUUAGAAAAAUCGCCAUUUUUUUUGACCAAAAACCCACCCUCCGUGAGUGAACAAAAAAUUUUUUUAAUAGAAAAAAUUUUAAUGGAAAAAAAUUUUGAUAUAUAAGUGAUAAUUAGUAUAAUGAAAUCUAGAGCUAAUUCUGUUUAAUUUUAAACAAAUUGCGUUUUAAAACAUAAAUUUUGCAAAUUUAAAUUAAUAUUUGCUUCCCCAAUUUUUGCAAAUUAGGAUUUUUUUAAAUUUCGAAAAAAAUAUUUUUUUAUAAAAUUUAUAUAUAAAUUUUUUUAAAAAAAAAAAAAUUAACCCCCCUCCGUGAGCGAACAAAAUUUUUUUUGUUCGCUCACGGAGGGGGGGGGGGGGGAGUAAGCAAAUUCAUAGUGAAGGAAACAUUCCGACUGGAAAAGAAAAAUCAUAUAAUUUUUCUCCGGAAAUUAAAACGUCUUCUCGAGAUCCUGCUUCUUUUUACGCUUUAAAAAAAAAUUCAUCCUAUAAAAUCGGAGCUUCAACGAAGCUGAAUCAUAAAUCUGGCACUCCUGACAAAUCCAAAAGGCUUCUUGACCUCCCGCCAAGACCAAAAAUGAUACAUAAUAAAGGAUAUCUAGGGAAAAUUGAAAUAAAGCCAGAAACAGGCUCUUCUCCAACUUUGAAUAUCCAUAUUACGCAAAUUAAAAAGUCAGCCUCUUCCUCUAUACGAAUAAAAAAGCAGCUAACCGAAGUGGAAAUUAAAGCUAUGAGUGAAGUGCAUUAUAAAGAGCAUCUGUUUCAAACUUUUCAAGCAAUGAAGUUAAUUAAAAAUCUACCACCUCUAGAGCUUAGUCUAAUUCGAGAAAAAAAGAUAUAUUUACCGAAAAAAGUUGGAUGGGAAAACAAAAAAACGGCUAUUUUUGAUCUAGAUGAAACAUUAGUGCAUUGCUGUGAUAGGACUAAUGAUUGUGAUGUAAUUUUGCCUAUUUCUUUCCCCUCAGGGGAAACUUUAGCUGCAGGAAUUAACAUUAGGCCAUAUGCUGUUGAAUGCUUAAGAGAAGUUAAUAAAGAUUACGAGAUCAUUAUAUUUACAGCUAGCCAUCAAAGCUAUGCAGACGCUGUAUUGGAUUAUUUGGACCCUAAUAAAGAAAUUAUUCAUCAUAGGCUCUAUCGAAAUCAUUGUGUAAAUGCUAAAGGAAUUUAUAUGAAAGAUCUCCGAAUAUUUGCCAAUAGGAAAAUAAAAGAUAUAGUAAUUAUUGAUAACUCAGCUUAUUCAUUUGGAAAUCAAUUGGAUAAUGGGGUACCUAUCAUAUCAUGAAUAGAUGACUAUUAUGAUAAAGAAUUGUAUAAUCUUAUUGACUAUUUAAAAACAUUAGCUAAGGCAGAGGAUAUAAGGGAUAUAAAUCGGCAAACUUUUCAUCUUAAAACUCUCUAUGAAGAUUAUAUUCAGGAUUUUUUAGCAAAUGACAGAGAAGAAGCCAAACUUGUAAAAAAUAGCAAAAAGGGAUAA